CAGAAUCGCCAUUGGAGGUUCGUAGAAGCUCAUGGGAGGCUCGUCGGAAAGUUGCGUCGGCGGCACCGGCGUCGUCGACUUCAACAAAACUCCAAAAGGCUGGUACCAUGACAAAGAGGACGACUCCAGGAGCGUGCACGUUUCGACGAAACUCGUUUUCGACGUCGGACGAGCAAGAACCGAGCUCCGCAAGUUUGCAACGUAAAACUGCCGUUUUACAAAACUCAGGUAUCAUUUCUGGGUGUUCGAAAAUGUAGAGGACCUAGACGGAAUUUGCCUAAGAGGUCACGGUCAACAGGAUUCAGUUGACUGGAAAAUGUUAGAUUUGGUACCUGGUACUUCGUGUUUUGACAGAAUUAGUAUUUUGUUCACAAUUUGUUCGUUUGACGUCCAAACGACGAACCGUUUUCGCCUACAGGACUGUGAGAAUGAGGAGAAUAUUAUGAAACCAAGAUCUGGAAUUUCCAGAGCUUUCACAGAAUCGGAUUUCGUCAUAAAUAAGGUGUGUGGGCUUACGGUAAAAGGGAACCGAAAUUACGUGUUCAUUUCUAAAUACGCAUGAUUGAGUUGAUGAUUAAUGAUUAUGAUGGAUUUGUGAUUGAUUCAUGAUUGUGAUCUUGGAUGAAAUUGUUGAUGAAGUUAACUGAUUUUUAUGAUAAUAAUAAUUAUUAAUCUCGUAUUGGAAUGGUUGACGUAUAUGGUGAACUCCGAAUAUUUUAUGAAAAUGUCUAUUUAGAUCAGAAUAUGGAAAAGAAAUUUAACGAAUCUUGAGACGACAUUAGUCAUGAUAUAUUACCAUGAGAAUCAUUAUAUUGGUAAUAAUUGAGUUUUUGGAAUUAAUUGAGGUUAUGACUUUAAAAAGGUUGAAAUUGUGAAUUUAUAAAUUGGAUUAGAUACGAGAAGGAAUACUGGUCAUAAUAAUUACAGCAAUGGAUUUGUGAUCUUGCUUGUAUUUUUAGAUGGAUGAAACCGGUUUCUAUCUCGUUUUGUUAUUAAAGAGAUUAUAUUACAAUUUUUAGAAUAAUGGCGAUUUAAGGAAAAAUUAUUAUAAACUGAGUAUAAUGGUGAGAUGAUUAUCACGAGAUAUUUUAAUUAAGAUUGAAUUUAAGUUACGUUUUAAGAAUAAUUUUUAGCAAUAGUUAAUUGAGUAUUUAAUCGAAAUAUUGAAGAUAAUCUUAUUAAUGUAUUUUGACGAACGAUGAGGUAGAUGGUACUUUUAGAAAUAAUUAUUGAGAGAUGUGUUAUUAAGGGAGACCUUUUCAAAUGAACUUUUGAUAAUCAUGAGAAUUAUAUAUUGGGUAUGGUCCUUUUUAGAAUGGUUUCAAGUUAUUAAUAUAAAUUCAUGAAAACAAGAUUUUGAUCAUAAUAUGUUUAGUUGAUAUGUUGAUGAAAUUAGUUAAUGGACGAUACGGAUAAUUUGAUGUAUUUUUAUUGUUAUUAUAUCGUUCGUAUGAUAAAAUGAUUUGAUGACGAAUAAAAUAUAUAUUGAUUAUUGAUAUGUAUGAUUAUGGCAUGAUGAUGAUAAUGACAGGGAUAUUGAGUGAUAGUGAUACGAUUGACGUGUAUGAGUAUGAAGUGAUUAGAAUAUCGAUUGGUAUAAAUGUAAUUGGUAAAUAUAAAUAUUACUGAGAUAUUUUGGGACAAUGUUGAUAUGAUGAAUGCUUUGAUUAAUGAUGAUGUGGAUGAGAUAUUAUCAUGAUCGAUUUGUAUUUGAUAUGUUAAAUGAUUACGAUGAGUCAAUGAUGUAUUGAUAAAUUGAGUACUUGGUAGAUUUGUCAAGUUUGAUUUAAGAGAAUGAAUUAUUUAUAUCAUUGAGAAGAUGAUGAUUAUAUUGAGAUCGUGCAAUGCAUCAAAGUAUGCAUAGAUGAUGUGAGAUAUGCAUGGACUGGGAAUAUCAAUGGGACGCUGUUGAUUUCUUGGAUCGAUUGAGAUAUGAUGGAAGAGAAAAAAAUUGAUAUUAUUUGAUCAUGUUAAAUCACAUAGACAUAGAAGGGCCUAUGCCUACCCCUAUGAGAUUGAUUGGGCUGCGGUCCUAAUGAAAGGAUUUAUGAUAAUCCUAGAUUGGAUGGGAUUGUGGUUUUUGAUAUAACCACUAAGAUGAUGAGCUCGAGCGGGGUGGGGUAUGGUGACCUUAGCGCGCAAAUUAAUAACAAAUGGAGAGUCUGCAUUUCAUGCAUUGCAUAUGAUAUAUACGAUGGGGAUGAUUUCCAUAAAGGAAAAUCGUGAAGUUAUAUUCGAUUGAUGAUUGAUUGAAAGAUUGAUAUGGUUAAUGCCAAAUUGGUGAUUUGAUUAUGGAUGGAUAAUUGAUAUGGUUAUUUCAAAUGAUGAAUUGAAUUUGAAUGAAGGAUUGAUAUGAUGGAUUCAUGAGUUGAGGUAAGUUUACGAUUUUAUGUCGAUAUACGACUUGAUUAAUGAAAGUCACACCAUGAGGAAUUGGGUUAAAGAUGAAUUUGGAUUGAUGACCUAGAAAUAAAUCUAGAGAUUAAUGAGAUAUUCGUGUGGCAUGAUAAUUUGUUGAUGAUGUGUUUUUAAACAACAAGAUGUGAUGAUGUGAUGGCAUGCUAACAAUAGUUUUGCCGUAUAGGCCAGGUCCACACACUCAGCUUAGUAGCUGACCCAUUUUUCUUUCUAGAUGUGACAGGUGUGAUAAAUUGAGGAUGACUCUGGCACUGCACAAUGAUCGAUGGAUGAUUUUGAUUUAAAAGGUUUUUCACCUAUUGAUUUAUUCUAGAACCCUUAUUUUACGAUUCGGGUUUUGAGCAUGCAUGAUAGUUUACAUUGGUCAAGUAUGAUCAUUAACUUGAGUUGAGUAUGAAUGGAGUAGAUGAGAUUGAUAGUCUGGGUUAUGUGAAUCCUGAUUUUGAGGAAGAUUGAUUAAUGAAUUGAGAAAGCGAUUUUUAGUAAAUUGUUAUGAUGAGUUGAAUUUUAAACAUAUGAUAAUGAUGUGGAUGUGAGUUGAGUCGAGAUUUUGAAAGCGUAAACCCCGAGUGAUUUCCGCUGCGCGGUUGAACCAUUGGUUCGACCCAUGAUUUUAGGGUGGGGUGUUACAUCACCCCCCUUCUUCGUCUCUCUCGCCGGGCCCUCCAUCCUUGGCGGUGAGCUCUUUCCGGCAGGACUAAACCAGACCCCACCUCCGGCGGUGAGCUCUUCUCCUCGACAGUCGCCGGCACUUUUCUUCACAGCCUCUUCCUGCUUCCACCACCGAACCACCAGGCGAAAGGAUGGCGAUCCCAGCGCCGCCGUGAUCGCCUUCUUCUCCGGCUCCCUCUGCGUCGUCGACAUGAAGAAUCCCCUCGUGGAUUGUCGCGUUAUUUGCUCGAUUCGCUAGGCCUAGGCCGUUGAAUGAAUCCACCGGUCGGUCAACCCUCCCUUCGCCGCCUCGUCGGCGGCUCCACGGGCUGCUCCCCAUCUAUCUCUCCCUCCUUCUUCAAAUCUUUGUCCGGCGACAGGAGCUUCACCUGGUUAGUGGAAGAUGAUCUCGACCUCGUCGCCCGUUGUACCCCCUCAAUGCCCGACGUCGUUGUCUUGUCCAUCCAUGGUUGCUUCGUCCUCUCCCUUUUCGUCAGCGAGCCAUCCACCCGACAACAAGGUUUUCGUCGCACCCCUCGCCCGAUUCUCGAGGGCAAUUCCACUCCGCGGCCCGUCGUCCCCAUCCCGCGUCGUUGCUCUCUAUCGAGGCGGAGCUCUACCCACAGUGUGUGAACCUCGG
Messenger RNA from Linum trigynum, 3709 nucleotides. The record is from the annotation of a GenBank genome assembly. NCBI's taxonomy places the organism in Eukaryota, Viridiplantae, Streptophyta, Magnoliopsida, Malpighiales, Linaceae.